UGUUGCAUUGUUUUGCUUUGUGCUUUUGCACCACCCGGUGCCCCGGUGAGGAGCCGCGUUCGGCAUCCGCCGCUUUGCGAUGAGGCCGUGCCCAGGCAUGGCUGCGGCUGAGCCUGAUCCCGCGGCAGCUCGGGCUGCUCGGCCAUGUCCUCUGCAGCGCUCCGAGCAGUAAUCUCCGUAAUCCUGGGACAUCUGGCCAUACUCUCCCUAAUCUUCUUCAUGAGGUUUUAACUCUUGCAGAACCUGGCAGCGGUUGGCAGAGAAACUGUUCUGCUAUCAGUGUUCUAGAUUGCUGCAGAAGUGUCUUUGAGAUCGUCUUUGAAAAUUUGAAUGAACGUAGUCUGCAAUUUCUUCUCCCAGGUUUCAAUAGAAGCUUGUCUCUGAAAGACUGGAAAGAAAUAAAGGAUGACUACUUUGGAUGAUAAAGUGCUUGGUGAGAAGCUCCAGUAUUACUACAGCAGUAGUGAGGGUGAGGAUGAAGACAGUGAGAAAGAAGAUAAAGAAGGGGAAAGCACCAUUCCUGAAAGCGUUGGGGAAGUAGAGCUUAGCAGCGACGGCAGUGCAGUUAACACAGGCCCCAAGGGAGUCAUUAAUGACUGGCGGAGAUUUAAGCAACUGGAAACCGAACAGCGGCAGGAGCAGCGCAGAGAAAUGGAACGGCUCAUUAAAAAGUUAUCUAUGACGUGUAGAUCUCACUUGGAUGAAGAGGCUGAGAAGCAUAAACAGAAAGAGCUUCAGGAAAAAAUCAACGGAAAGAUGACAUUACAAGAAUACAACAUGAUUCACAACGAUGAAGACGAUGAGGAGUUUUUGCAGCGGUACAGGAAGCAGCGGAUGGAGGAGAUGAGACAGCAGUUGUACAGCGGGCAGCAGUUCAAACAGGUCUUUGAGAUUACCAGUGGAGAAGCAUUUCUGGACACCGUUGAUAAAGAGCAUAAGAGCACACUGAUCAUGAUCCAUAUUUAUGAAGAUGAUAUUCCUGGCACCGAGUCCUUGAAUGGCUGCAUGAUCUGUCUGGCUGCUGAGUACCCAACAGUUAAGUUUUGCAGAGUCAAGAGUUCUCUCAUCGGUGCCAGCGCUCGCUUCACUAACAACGCCCUGCCAGCCUUGCUGAUCUAUAAGGCAGGGGAGCUCAUCGGCAACUUUGUGCGAAUCACUGACCAGCUUGGAGAAGAUUUUUUUGCAGUAGACCUGGAGGCUUUUCUGCAGGAGUGUGGUUUGCUUCCUGAAAAAGACCUAGUGCUCCUGACUUCCAUACAUAAUCCGUCUGCAUGUUACAGUGAGGACAGUGACCUGGAAAUAGACUGAACCACUUCUACCGGGAACCAGUAGGUGUAGUUGUACUCUGGGAUGUUCUUGUGCUAGGCAUUCUCUUCCUUCCAUUCUUCCAGCAGUUUUCAUUGCCCAGUGACACUGAUCUUAAAAGUUCUCAUUAUUCCCAAAACCCCAGAGUGAUCCCCACUUCUGGACAGCUCUGGCUGAGCCUGUUUGCCUCUUUAGGAACAUUAUUGCUACCAAAUGCAGCAGCUGCAUGUGGCACUUCCUGCCAGCACCUUUGUCCUUACUGUUUGUUGGUGAUUAUGUUUUUGUUAAGGUGUGUUUAUUUAUUGUCACAGAAUGGUGUGGGUUUGAAAGGGUCUUCUGGAGAUCGAGUCACCUGCCAGAGCAGGUUCAGCUAGAGCAGGUUGCACAGGAUGGCAUCCAGGCAGGUUUUGAGUGACUCUAGAGAUGGAGACCCCACCACUUCUCUGCACAGCCUGUUUCGUGGCUCUGCCACCUUCAAAGUAAAGAAGUUUGUCCUCAUGUUUAGGUGGAACUUCCUGUGCUCAUGUUUGUGCCUGCCACCUCUUACCUUGUCACACUGCACCACUGAAAAACCAGUGGCCUCAUCCUCCUGACACCCACCCUUUAAGUAUUUAUAAGCAUUGAUAAGAUUCCCCCUUAGUCUUUUCUCCAGGCUAAAAAGCCCCAAAUCCCUCAGCCUUUCAUUUGUACUCUGCUUUCUUCCUAAACCUGAUUAAAAUACAGGGAAGUAAUUUUCAAGGUUUCUGUUCCAUUAAUGUUCACCCUGCCUCCAGCAAAGCUGAUGCUACAUAUCUGUGAGAUAACCUGGCCUGUGACAUUAGAAGCCAUUAACAGUUUAUUGCAAAUGCAAGCACAGAACCCUCAGAUGAUGCAGGGUGAGGAAAAAGCUUUACUGGGCAGACUGGUGUGGCUGAGUUGCUUAAGCCAUGUACCUAGUGCAAAUGAGCACAGUGAAUGUGUGUGCUCUGUACUUAGUUAUUAUUGGAGCGUUCUCUACGUGCUUAAUUUGAUACUACAACACGUUUGCUUUCUCACACAUUGCUUACUUUGCCUGUUAUUUUUUAAUUUUGAGGAAAGUAGACUAUCAUUAGCUAAAUAUAUGACCCAGUGUAAUGCCAUGUUUUAUGAUUAAAUAUAAUUGCAAGUUUUAUGUAAGGCACUUCGGAACACCAGGAAGAAAUGCAAAUGUCUCUGUGUAAGCAGUGAGUUCUUGCUAAGAAUGGAUCUUGGAUAGAAAAAGAAGGAUUUGUAAUUGUAUCUGUUUGAACUGUGUUUUAAAAAGUAGUAUAAGCAGAAAAAUAAAGAAUUUGUAAUUAAAAAUUACUGAAUUGGCACAAAUUGUAGCUGGUUUAAGGAAACUGGCAGAAAUCCAGAUUUUACAAUGUGGGAAGAGAUUAUUUCUUUUCAGCUCAGAAUUGCAUUGGAAAAAAAGCCCAUGAAAGUUCCAUGGAAUUAAACCAUUGAGCAUGGAUAUCAGCACAUUUAAAAAUAAAUCAAAGUAGCUGCAAUUUAUAUUCAGGAUGAGAUUCAGUGAAGUCUGUCGUGCAGACAGGGUGCACAUUAGCAUCAUAAUAAAACCUGCUUUGGAGAGAGGGUUGGGGAGAGCUGGUUGCUGGAGCUGCUUUGAAGUUUUAUUUUUAUGUAGUGCUGCUAUUUUUUUUGCCCCUGUGGCAGAACUGUGACAGGAUCAAAUCCUCUCCUGCUGCUUGAUGUCAGAUGGCCUGCAGCAAGGUGACUCCAGUGCUCAGGUCUAUGAUAGAUGGUUUACAGUGCCGGUAGCAAAAAGGAGAAGAAAAAUGGUCUGAAUCCAAUUAAUCAUUGAUCUGGAAGAAUAUAAUAACCACAAGGGAGAAGAGGUGUAGAGAGAUGUGCUAUAACUGUGUCCUUUUUUUGUCCCAUUUUCUAUCUGCUACUUCUCAAGCAUAGGACAAACAUGCAAGCGUGGCCUAGGUGGAGUUGGCUCUUCCUGCAGGUAGUGGCUUCUGGUCAGUGGGUUUUGUGCAUCCCCUUGGUUGCAGACUGGUCUGAUUUGUACUAUACACCCUUCAGAUCAAGAAGGUACAUGUACCAAGUCUAAGCCAUCUCUGAUUUUAAUCUUCAAAAGUACUAUAAAUAGGUGUUGAAAAAACACUUGCAGGUAGAUCAUGUUCUCUCUAGGAAACGUUUUGUUCUGGAAAAAGCAGCCUGCUGAAGAGAGGGCAGCCAGAAACAGUGGGGUUUACAGC
This is a messenger RNA of Dryobates pubescens (Downy woodpecker), 3530 nucleotides long. RefSeq names its product phosducin like (gene PDCL). Gene Ontology annotation, biological process: regulation of G protein-coupled receptor signaling pathway. The record is from RefSeq and is a predicted model, not a curated record. Bases 406 to 1308 code for a protein of 300 amino acids. The transcript is spliced from 4 exons. Lineage: Eukaryota; Metazoa; Chordata; Aves; Piciformes; Picidae.